Messenger RNA from Daucus carota subsp. sativus, 1494 nucleotides. Its product is annotated as RGG repeats nuclear RNA binding protein A. Gene Ontology annotation, molecular function: RNA binding. The record is from RefSeq and is a predicted model, not a curated record. Lineage: Eukaryota; Viridiplantae; Streptophyta; Magnoliopsida; Apiales; Apiaceae. The transcript is spliced from 7 exons. Gene Ontology annotation, cellular component: nucleus; cytoplasm. The coding region runs from base 187 to 1260 and encodes 357 amino acids.
ACCCACUGAGUCACUAGGGUUUUAAACAAGAUUAGCUUCAUCUCAAAACCCUCUCUGCCGCCUAUACUUACACCUAUACACACACUUCAUACAAUGAAGCUUCUAAAUUAGGGUUUAUCAUCAGCUUAUUAAAAUUGUUGAAAUCUUGUUGAUUAACUAAUCGUUAUCGUUUCAAUUGUGUUUCAAAUGGCCACUGGUAAUCCGUUUGAUCUGCUCGUUGAUGAUGACAACGACGACGUUUCGCAGCUGCUUCAGAAGCUCCCGCCGCCGGUCAAGAAAGCACCGGUAGCCGAAAAAGUCGCUCCCGCGGCUAAGCUUCCGGUCAAGCCUCUACCUCCCGCCCAGGCUGUGAGGGAGUCAAGGACUGAUGGUCAGCGAGGUGGAGGACGGUUUGGUGGUCGUGGGACUGGCCGUGGUCGUGGAGGAAGGUUUGGUCGAGAUUUUGCUGAUAAUGGGAACUCGUACAACAAUAACAACGGUGGGUUUUCUGAGGGAUACAGACAACCUGAACAAGGUGACUUAGACAAGUCUUCUGAAAGACGAGCAUAUGGUGGUCCUCGUGGGGGUGGCGGAGCUCCUCGUGGUGGUCGCCGCGGGGGUUAUAACAAUGGAGAAGUUACUGAAGGUGAACGCCCUCGAAGGGUAUAUGAACGCCAUAGUGGGACUGCCCGCGGAAAUGAGUUCAGUAAGCGUGAUGGUGCUGGCAGGGGGAACUGGGGAACUCCCACUGAUGACAUUGCUCCAGUGAAUGAAGAGCCUGUUAAUGAUGGUGAAAAGAAUGCUGAAGCUGAAAAAGAGCCAGAGCAGGAAAACACUGAUGAUGCCAGCAAGGAGAACCCUGUAACUGAACCAGAAGAGAAGGAACCUGAGGAAAUGACUCUGGAGGAGUAUGAGAAAGUACUUGAGGAGAAAAGGAAAGCAUUGCUGGCACUUAAAUCAGAAGAGAGAAAGGUUGACUUGGAUAAAGAUUUUGAAUCAAUGCAGCUUCUCUCAAGCAAGAAAAAUGAAGAAGAGAUAUUUGUCAAAUUGGGGACUGACAAGGACAAACGUAAAGAGGCUGAAAAGGAGGAGAAAGCGAAGAAGGCUCUCAGCAUAAAUGAGUUUCUGAAGCCUGCUGAAGGAGAAAAAUACUAUGGCCCUGGUCGUGGACGUGGACGUGGCCGAGGUCCAAGAGGAGGUUUCGGGGGAAACAUGGGAAACAAUGUUCGUGCCCCGGCAAUUGAGGAUCAAGGCCAGUUCCCUACUCUGGGGGCAAAGUGACCGGGAGGUUUCCUUCCUGCCACAAAUAUUGUCUUGAUGGUUCCUAGUGGCAGGAUAUCAGCAGGAAUGUUCUAAAAUUAUCUAAAAAAAGUUUAUGGUCUUUUGAGUGUAAAUUUUAGAUGUCUUGCUGGGGUUUAUACCCUUGUUUUUUGAACUUUCAUGGAUCAUAACUAGAAGAUUAGGUUCUAUUUAUAUCUUUGGUUAUUAAAUGAUGGCACCAAAUUUUGAUUUUCA